AUGGGCGUCCUUCAUGCGUUGACAGGAGAUACGGUCCCUUUUCAUUGGGAAUAUACUCACCAAUGCACAUUUGAAGACAUUAAAAACCUCGCUAUGUUGUGUAAGGAUCACCAUAGAAAACCCCAGUACUUUACCCUCCCCCACAUGCUCUGA
Laccaria bicolor S238N-H82 is the source of this 153-nucleotide messenger RNA. RefSeq lists its product as uncharacterized. The coding region runs from base 1 to 153 and encodes 50 amino acids. The record is from RefSeq and is a predicted model, not a curated record. The transcript has a single exon. Lineage: Eukaryota; Fungi; Basidiomycota; Agaricomycetes; Agaricales; Hydnangiaceae.